AAGAGGGCCCCUGAGCCCCGCCGGCCCUCACAGCGAGCCCAGCGUCCGACCCGUCCUGCUCCCGAGCAGCUGCAAAAGGCGCCAUCGCCACGACGACCGGCCCGCAGAGAGACGAAGCGAGCAGCAGGACCCAACCGGCUGAAGAAUGAAUCUGGAGCUGCCCAAAGCUGACAUCAAGUCGGCCACCCGAGUCAGCGGGGGCCCCGCCACCCCGCGCAAGGGGCCGCCCAAGUUCAAGCAGCGGCAGACCCGGCAGUUCAAGAGCAAGCCUCCGAAGAAGGGAAUCCAGGGAUUCGGGGAUGACAUCCCAGGAAUGGAGGGCUUAGGCACAGACAUCACUGUCAUUUGCCCCUGGGAGGCCUUCAAUCACCUGGAGCUGAACGAGCUGGCCAAGUACGGCAUCAUCUGAGGCCCUGUGCUGCUUCUCGCUGCCCGGAGAUGCUUCAAAAAGAACUAUUCCACACAAACUACCACAACCAAAUGUAACAAACACAAAAAAAUGGAAAAAAAGAAUUUCCACGAAAAGAUCUUUCCUUCUUAACCGGAUUCUUCUUUGACAUUACAAAACAUCUGCUCAUGUUUAGCAUCUGUCUGUCACGUCCUUUAGAUCUGCACUGCUGCUUUAAACUGCUCUUCUCCUACUAUUUACUAUCUGCUCACGGACACAACAUGCAACAAACAUGGCCGCCUCACAUUGAGCUAAAGAAACGGACCCGUGGCGUGUGGGGGAGACGUUCCUGCUUCACUUCAACGCCGGACGUGUAAAAUCCCCAAACCUGAAUCAUCUUCAGGUUCCAGCGUGGCGUUUCAGCAAAAUGCUGUUAGUCACUAAAAAGCCACGAGAAGGGAAUAAAUGUCCCUCCAGAAUAUCGUUCUGCUUCCGCCAUUAAGUUUGCUUAUGUUCCACAUCCUUUCUGAUGUUUCUGACGUCUCCCGUGUUUAAUAUUAAUGUCUGUGACAAUCUGUGGUUUUUGAUCAUUUCUCACACAUUCACACAUCGCUGUGUGUUUAAAUAUGUGUCUUUAAGAUCUGUGUUCUAGCUGUUGCAUCUUUAUUCAACCAUUCAUAGGAUGUAUAAAGGAGCUUUGUACUCUCUACAAGAUGUGGAAACAAAUAAAGUAUUAAAACAAGAAAAACGAAA
Messenger RNA from Gasterosteus aculeatus aculeatus (three-spined stickleback), 1141 nucleotides. RefSeq names its product phosphodiesterase 6G, cGMP-specific, rod, gamma, paralog b (gene pde6gb). Gene Ontology annotation, biological process: positive regulation of G protein-coupled receptor signaling pathway; positive regulation of epidermal growth factor receptor signaling pathway; visual perception. Lineage: Eukaryota; Metazoa; Chordata; Actinopteri; Perciformes; Gasterosteidae. Gene Ontology annotation, molecular function: 3',5'-cyclic-nucleotide phosphodiesterase activity; cGMP binding. Gene Ontology annotation, cellular component: photoreceptor outer segment membrane. The record is from RefSeq and is a predicted model, not a curated record.